AUGGCUGCCGAACCUUGGCUGGCAAGUUUAGGCCAUAGUUAUCAAUCCGGCAAUGGCGCAACGAUGGCAAACAGGGACAGAGAGAGAGAGUUGGGAGAGAGGCAGAGAAGCAGAAAUAGCGGGAACAGAGACAGAACCUCACGCAAAGCAGGGACAGAACUACAGAAACAGAAAGUUCAGGGACCCACAAGCGGACUGAGCACGGGCAAAAGCAGAGCUGGAGCAGAGACAGAGCAGGAACAUAAACAUAGAUGUAGACAGAUCAGGGAAAAAGACAGGGCAGAAACAGAGCUAGAGCAACAUAUAGAGCUGAAACAGAGACACAUACAGAGCAGGAACAUGAACAUAGAUCAUAGACAGAGAGACAGAUUGAGUACGGACAGAGGCAGACAUGGGACAGAGGCAGAUCAGGAACAGAAACAUAGUCACAGAAAGAUCAAGAACAGAGGUAGAGUACAGGCAGAGACAGAGGAGGAACAGAAACACGGACAGAGCAGGAAAAGAAACAUAGACACAGACACCAGUUCAGGGACAGAGGCACAGAAAGAACACGGACAGAGACAGAGCUGGGAUAUUGACAGAGACGAGACAGAUCAGGAACAGAAACAUAGUCACAGACGGAUUUGGGAUAGAGAGACAGAGGAGGAACAGAGAGCAGAUAAGAAAGAGAAACGCAGACCCAGACAGUUAAGGGACAGAGGCACAGACUGA
Belonocnema kinseyi is the source of this 711-nucleotide messenger RNA. Its product is annotated as octapeptide-repeat protein T2-like. The record is from RefSeq and is a predicted model, not a curated record. NCBI's taxonomy places the organism in Eukaryota, Metazoa, Arthropoda, Insecta, Hymenoptera, Cynipidae. The coding region runs from base 1 to 711 and encodes 236 amino acids. The transcript has 4 exons.